AGUUCCACAGAUCGUGGAAAUAAUCAGUUCUCAAUAAGAAGUUUCUUUAUUUUGUCAAAACGUUCAAUUAUCAUCGGCAAAAUGAACAAGACACUCGUUUCGACGACGACUGCCAGCAAUACUACGAUAAAUAGUGCUGAUUUGAGGAAAGAACUCGACAAAAUCAAUGAAACCUUAUCAUCAAUCAGCGCGAAAGAGGUCCUCUUCAUCAUCACUCUCAGUUUUUUGGCAGUUUUUGCCGCCGUCAAUAUGUGCCUUUUGAUUCUGGAAAGAAGAAAGAAAAAGAAACAGAACUCGGUUCCCCAGUCCAUCGUAAUCCAGCCGAAUAAUGCGAAACCUGUCAGUAAGCCGGGCAAAAGUGACAAGUCAAAAGUUUCAUCUGGAUAUGAGAAAGAUGUUCUUCCAUCGAAGUCUAUGAAAAUGAAAGUUUCCAUUUCGCCUGAUAAAUCUGCUUCCAAGAAGUUGCGUGUUCCAUCUAAAGAGUCUGAAGACACUCAGCCAACCAAGUCAGAUGCAUCCCAAACUGAAAAGUCAACAAAGAAGCCUCCAGUGACUCUUGUUGAAUCUUCGGCCGAUGUGACUACCGCCGUUGAAUCGAUUUCCUCACAACAACAACUCGCUCCAGCUGCUCCAGUGGCUCCUCCGCAACUCACUCAAGCUUCUCCGGCUCCUGUUGCUCCAGCCGUAUUAGUCCCGGAAAAGGAGAAGACUGCAGACAAGUCUCAAUCGAAUGAUUCAUCAAUGACCUCGUUUACGGUACCAGAAGAAGCCACAUUCAAUCGUUCAAAGAGCCAAAGUACUGCACCAAAAGAGCCCACUCCAGCUACUCCAACUGCUACUACUCUCUCCGGAACUUCAUAUGUCAGCACUACAGGAACUCCGGAAGCAAUCAAUGUGAUCACUGCUAAGGAUGUCACCCAGGUCAAGUCCCCAAUGUCCCCAAUGCCCUCAAUGCAUACCCCAGAAGCCGCCCGUACCACGGAAAUCCGUCCGAUCUCUCCGGCUCUUCCAUCUGCUGCUCCACUACUCGUUAUCACUACUCCACCACCAAAUAGUGAGAAAAAGAUUUGAGGUGUUUUCAAUGUUUCCAACUGGAUGCGGUUCGUGUGUCUGAAGAAAAUCGUCGGUUCUCAAGAUCUCUAGUUUAUUGUAUUUUUGGCUUUGAAUAAAGACAUUUUAGUAGUU
This is a messenger RNA of Caenorhabditis elegans, 1185 nucleotides long. RefSeq names its product Flocculation protein FLO11-like (gene T20F5.5). Lineage: Eukaryota; Metazoa; Nematoda; Chromadorea; Rhabditida; Rhabditidae. The transcript is spliced from 5 exons. Bases 82 to 1071 code for a protein of 329 amino acids. The record is from RefSeq and is marked reviewed.